This is a messenger RNA of Mytilus californianus (California mussel), 1984 nucleotides long. RefSeq names its product zinc finger protein 836-like. Lineage: Eukaryota; Metazoa; Mollusca; Bivalvia; Mytilida; Mytilidae. Gene Ontology annotation, biological process: central nervous system development; regulation of transcription by RNA polymerase II. Gene Ontology annotation, cellular component: nucleus. The transcript has 2 exons. Gene Ontology annotation, molecular function: DNA-binding transcription factor activity, RNA polymerase II-specific; RNA polymerase II cis-regulatory region sequence-specific DNA binding. The record is from RefSeq and is a predicted model, not a curated record. The coding region runs from base 7 to 1782 and encodes 591 amino acids.
UUUAGAAUGUACCAUGUACAGUAUUUUGGCGAUGGCUAUGAAACAGGUUGGGUGUACAGUUGCUCCACACUGAAGUUUGAAGGAAAUAAGGCCUUUAAGCAACAUACAAAGGACAUGCUGAGGUUUGCAAAAAAGUUUGAAAAAUCUUCACUUGAAACACUGUAUAAGAUCCCUUCACAUUGGACAACAGCUUUGAAUAUUGCUAUUCAGGAAGGGGAGAUGUCGCUUCAGUUAUGCCCAAGUGCUCGAUUACUUAAGUAUGGCUUAACCAAUGAACAUAAGCAAGACUUCAGUGAGAAUUUAAAAAUUGAAAUUGACAAUGAAUCACUGUGUGUCAAGGAUAGACAGAGUAUAGAGAAAAGAAAAAAAAGUGAUGACAACAACUGGCAUAGUCAUGAUAGUGGAACAAAAUAUAAAAAGAGUAAAAUUACAAAGGGUCAAAUUCCAGAACCAUUACAGGAACAGACCAUUCAGGAAGUUAAAGAAAAGAAUUCAGAGGACUUUAUUUCUUUUAACUUAGCAGAUAAAUUGUCAUCUGAUGCAGACAAGGAUGAACAGAACAAAAGUUCUAUCGUACAACAAGAUGUACAUAGCAAUUCUAUUUUCCAAGAAGAGGAAUAUAAACCUGAAUGUGCUGUUUAUGCAUCUUUUAUUUGUGAACAAAUUUCUCCAAAAUUAACAUAUGGAGAAACUGAAGGAAGUCUGUUUAAAGAUAGAGACACUACUAGUCAUUCUUGUACUGAAUCUGAAAACCAUACAGACUUGUCAACAGAGAAUCAACUGGAUUCAGAAAAUAACAAUUGUAGUGAUUUUAAAUUUAAAUAUCAAAACAAUGAUACUGUAUGUUCUUGGCAUUCUGUAGACUUUCCAAAUAUAAAUUAUGGUUCCAAUUAUGAAUCAGAAAAUAAAAACUACAUAGCUACAUAUAGAAGUAACUAUUCUGGUUACCCCUCGAGGGAAUCUCAUUCUGAAUUAGAUAGUCUAAACAAAACAGCAGUUCAUUCUGAGGAUUAUUUAGACCUGGGAAAUAACAAUACUGAAUUAAAAAAUCAAAUCAUUACAAAGGCUUCUUCUGAGGAGAACCUUGACUUUAGAAAUGAAAAUAAUGAGUCAGAAAAUAAAAACAGUACAGAAGUACUUAAUAAGGAUUAUUUAGAAUUUAGAAAAAGUAGUAAAAGUACUGAAUUAAUGAAUAAAAACAGAACAGAUAUAUCUUCUGAGGAGUAUCUAGACUCGAAAAACAACUAUAACAAAUAUAAAAGUCAAAAUGAAACAGAUGUAUCUUCUGAGGAGUUAUAUCUAGACUUAAAAAACAACAAUAACAAAUCUAAAAGUCAAAAUGAAACAGAUGUAUUUUCUGAGAAGUAUCUAGACCUAAAAAACAACGAUAACAAAACUAAAAGUCAUAAAGAAACAGAUGUAUCUAGAUUGGGUUCUGCAUUUGAAAAUUGUAGCUGCAUUAUUUGUGGAAAAAUAUUCAAGAAGUCUUGUAAUUUGAGAAUUCAUAUGAGGAAGCACACUGGAGAAAAACCUUACAUUUGUGGAAUCUGUGAGAAGUGUUUCUCCCAGUCUUCUUCACUUAAUACACACAAAAAGUUAAAGCAUUCAACAGACAAAUCUUACGUCUGUGAUGUGUGUGGUAAAACAUUUGCCAUCAAAAGUUAUUUGGAUCUUCACUUUAGAACUCAUACCAAAGAAAAGCCAUAUUCUUGUGAAAUAUGUUUUAAAUCUUUUUCACAAAGAUCCUCAUUAACAACACAUAAUAAAACACAUAAAAACUGAAGUUCAUACAAAAAACUACACAUGUAAUAAAUGUAUGAGGAAAGCAAUGAUUGUUCUGAUAUUCACAUGCAUAUAUUUACUGUAAAUCAUUGAAAAUGUCAUGCAUCUUAUUUUACCAGAACUAGAAUUUGAUCUGUGUCCACAAUGUUUGAAUCUAACAUUUUACCAUUUUUGCUUACAUGUUGUUUGUUUUUUUUUCAAU